Gambusia affinis (western mosquitofish) is the source of this 1269-nucleotide messenger RNA. RefSeq names its product glucose-dependent insulinotropic receptor. The record is from RefSeq and is a predicted model, not a curated record. Gene Ontology annotation, cellular component: membrane. Gene Ontology annotation, molecular function: phosphatidylcholine binding; G protein-coupled receptor activity. Bases 27 to 1217 code for a protein of 396 amino acids. Gene Ontology annotation, biological process: G protein-coupled receptor signaling pathway. The transcript has 2 exons. Lineage: Eukaryota; Metazoa; Chordata; Actinopteri; Cyprinodontiformes; Poeciliidae.
CUUCUGUCAGCAUCACUUCUGACUUCAUGGACCAGCCAACCGUCCAAAGUGAAGUGAAGCCUCGGGUGAUGGGCUUCGUCCUGACCGUCUCUGCUCUCCUCAUUAUCUCCACCAAUCUGCUGGUGGGCUCUGCUCUGCUGAAGCUGCUCCUGAAGCGAGGAUGUCAGAGCUGGUGUUAUGUCCUGAACUUGGCUCUGGCUGACACUCUGGUGGGCGUCGCCAUCACUGGACUGGCCACGGAAGACUUUAACAACAAAUUUAUUCAGCAGCGCAAUGGUUAUAUUGUGAUUUAUCCUCCCACAAACGGGACACCUCCUGCUCCGCAGGGCAAGACCCGAUGUUUGCUGCGAAUGUCCUUUGUGACGUCCCCCUGCAUGGCGUCCAUCUUGACUAUGUUCCUGAUCUCACUGGACCGCUAUAUGGCCAUCAAGAUGCCCCUGCGUUACUCUCUGAUGUCUGGGAAAGGGAGGACAGCCGGGUCUUUACUGGCUGUGUGGAUCAGUUCCUACACUAUGGGAUUUUUACCAGUGGUGGUGCCCCAGCUGCAGGCGGCGGCACCCUACGACGGUUUCUGUGCUUUCUUUACUGUCACCCACGACAUCGCCAUCAUCGUUAUGUACUGCCUGCUCUUCUUCCCCAUCCUCUCCGUGUUCAUCUACAUGUACCUGGACAUCCUGAAGAUCGCCUGCGUCCACCACAAGCAGAUCUCCCAAAUCAGGCAAACCAGCUCAAGCGCUGAGGACAGCCACCACAGACAGUCCCAGUACCACCAUCAUCAGCAGCAUCACCUGCUGCGGAGCUGGAGUCACGUCAAGGCCUUGAGGACAGUGGGGGUGCUCAUUGGCUGCUUCUUGGUGCUUUGGAGUCCUUUCUUUGUGGUGUGCAUUGUGCACCUUCUGUGUAGGAAGUGUGCCCUUAAGGAGGUGCUGGAGAACUACCUGUGGCUCCUGGGGCUCCUCAACUCUCUGAUAAACCCUCUGGUCUAUGCCUGCUGGCAGAGAGAGGUGCGGCUGCAGCUGUCCGACAUGUUUUCCUGCAUCACAAACAGGUUGCUGUCUGCUUCACCACCGAGUGUUGUGGAAAGAUGCCACUCAUCACCGCCUGUGCAGGCUCGUGCUUGUCUUUCUGAAGGAGAUACGCCCAGUCCUUCGAUUAGGCUACCAAUCAGCAGCUUGGACACCAAUGGCCUUCGCCUGUCUGACACAACCAGUUUGUGAUGGAAAGAGGGAAACGCCACAGAUAUUUAUAACACACUCAUAAAGUAUUCCA